AUGUCUUAUCCUACCACACCAAUGAGUCAUAGUCCUCCUUCACCCGACUCACCCACAUCCGAUUUACCCUACCUGAGCAGUCCUAAAUCACCUCCACCUCUUCCUUCCUCCCCGUACCAAGCCGAUCCCGUCAUCAGCCCCUUCUCUCCCUCGAUGAGUCAACCAACCACAGCUCGUCCUCAGAAACAAGACGUCUCGUCGAUUGGAUCAUCUAGUAGCAAUGGAGGAACAGCCAAACAUCGACCCAGGCCUUUGGACCUCAAAGCUCCAGCCAAUGACGGAAAAGGGACGCCUUCAUCUUCGCAAUCCGCUCAAUUCGAUACAAAGGACCCGUUGACCUCGAGCGAUUCUGUUGGAAGCUCCAUGUCGGAGACUUUCGACGAGCUAUCGAGGUUGAGACGGGACGUAUUGAAAAACCUUGAAAAGCGUCCUGUUGCCAUAUCAUCACGAUCAAGUGCAUCCAGCGAUACUACAAAUUCAGCACCGGCAGUCACCAUACAUCCCCCUAAGAGCGACGAUAACGCUAUAGAGCUCUCUGAAUUUCUUUCUAUACAAUCCGAUCAGAGACGAUAUCUCAUCCUGGACACCCGACCAUUGGGAGAUUUCCUAGAAGCCUAUUUUCCUGGUUCAGCCAAUAUCUCAAUUCCCACGCUCAUGCUCAAGCGAUUUAAAGCCCGAUCAGGUGAUAAAUGUACCACUUGGGACGCCCUUUCAGCAUUUAUUUCCACCCCAGAAGGCAAAGGUAUUUGGGAUAAGCUCAACCCUUGUCAACCACUGGAUGUUAUUGUCAUCGGAAGAGACGGGUCGGACAAUUUACCAUUCACAGUUCAAAAUGUCCUCGAACCACUUCUUGAACAAGGACGGGCCAGAGUCCUCGUUGGUGGUUGGAAUGCUGUGCUAUCAAGUCCACAAGCACGUAGUCAACUAGUCGUCACCGCAGAAUGGACCGAGAGCGAGGUGGAAGGAGGAGAAGCACUGCCCCCGCCACCAAAGUCCGCACCAGCGUUCGAUUUCCCUCCACCUCCCAUUCCACCCUCAGUCCCUCUCCGAGUGUCCCAUCAUCCCUCCAUGCCGUCUCUAAGAUCUGAAGGUUCUUCAGCCCCAUUCCGCGUCAACGCACCAGGAGCUAUAUCUACUCGACGUACCCCAAAACUCAGCUUGAGACUAGACCAACCUCUUAGGAGUGCCACCCUUCCAUCCGAAGGUUCCAACUUUUUGACCGCCACCUCAUCAUCGUUUGCCUCUGGUCGAAAAUCCCCUGGUCUCAGCAUCUCCGUUCCUAAAUCUCCUGGUUUUCUAUCUGUCCAGGCUUUGUGUCAUGAACAGUCCAAACGUCCCCCAUCACCCAGUACGUUUGGAGCGGUACCUCCUCCCCCUCUCGCGAACAACGAUGAUACGACCGAAUCUCUCCUUUCGCCUCCAUCUCCAUACUCUGCUUCCCACACCGCACGACCAGGGAUGAGAGAUUUGGGCUCGGCCACCUCAUCAGGUUCUUCUUCCGGAUGGCCUACCAAUUCGUCCAACUCGUCUGAUCAGUCAUCGUCGAUGAAUUUGACAGCACGGAAUGUCAUAUCUCCUUUUGUGGUGACGACCAUUUUGCCCAGCUUCCUCUAUCUCGGACCGGAAAUUGCGAGUAUGCGGGAUAUUGAAGAGUUGAGAAGAUUGGGGGUGAAGAGGGUACUAAAUGUUGCGAUAGAGUGCGAGGAUGAACAUAGUCUUGGGUUGAGAGAAAAGUUUGAGCGAUAUCUGAAAGUACCCAUGAGAGAUAUCGUUGAGGAGACUGGAGUAGCACGAAACCUCCGAGAGGCAUGCAAUUUCCUAGACGACGCGCGAUUACAUUCCUCUCCUACGUACGUACACUGUAAAGCCGGGAAAUCCCGAUCAGUCACCGUCGUUCUAGCCUACCUCAUUCAUGCCAACGCCUGGACUCUGAAAACUUCAUAUGCCUACGUCGCCGAACGUCGGAAGGGUAUCUCACCCAAUAUCGGUUUCGUGGCAGAGUUGAUGCAGUUUGAAGAGUCCGAACUGGGUAUCCGACAGUCUGGUGGUGUUCAUGGUGAGGCAGCUAGGGCAGGUGGGGCGGCUGGACCGUCAAGAGGAGAGGAAAAGGAUGAUAGUCCGAGAGAUAGGAAGAUGAGGGAAAGUUUACCCCCUGCUUGGGCUAGUAGUUUAGAUUCAAGUAGAUUACCGAGUCCGUUAGUCGAUGUAGAGAAGGACAAGUUGGAGAAGGAACAAGAAGAGAAAAGGAAGAUUGGAGAGGAGAGGGAAGUGAGAAAGAAUGGACAAUGGGUUCAUCAACGAAGAGCACCGGUGGAUCGAACGACCCUUCAACCCGGAAGGAGAGUUUCCAAAGCAGGUCUGGAAUCACUUCGUCCUCUAGCAUCCGUCAAUCCUUCCACUAGUCCCCGAACGAGUCCAGGUUUGUCUCCUAGUCCAGGAGGAAAAGAAGGAAAUCACGCUGUUACACCUGGAGGAGAAGGGAGGUUGAAUUGGGUAUGA
Tremella mesenterica DSM 1558 is the source of this 2499-nucleotide messenger RNA. RefSeq lists its product as uncharacterized. The record is from RefSeq and is a predicted model, not a curated record. Bases 1 to 2499 code for a protein of 832 amino acids. Lineage: Eukaryota; Fungi; Basidiomycota; Tremellomycetes; Tremellales; Tremellaceae. Gene Ontology annotation, molecular function: MAP kinase tyrosine/serine/threonine phosphatase activity; protein tyrosine/threonine phosphatase activity. Gene Ontology annotation, biological process: protein dephosphorylation; negative regulation of MAPK cascade. The transcript is spliced from 4 exons. Gene Ontology annotation, cellular component: cytoplasm.